This is a messenger RNA of Echinostoma caproni, 912 nucleotides long. Lineage: Eukaryota; Metazoa; Platyhelminthes; Trematoda; Plagiorchiida; Echinostomatidae. The record is from the annotation of a GenBank genome assembly.
CGUUUUCUCAAUUCUCUACCGGGUCUGAUAUUCAUUCUGAUCCUGAUAACCUUUGUGGGUGCGUUCCUGUUCCAGAAACUCGAAUCUCCCAAUGAACGGCACUCACGUAUUCACGUUUCGAAGACAAAACAGAAAAUAUUCAUCCUGGCACAACAGUUGGCUCGAAAAGGACCGGAUGCGGACUGGUCAAAACUUGUGGCCCAGGUGGAUCGAUAUCGAGAGAAGUUAUACGAAGCUUGGCAAUCUGGAACGGAUGAACUAACUGUAGAGCAACCGACAAAAUGGACUAUAUGGGGAAGCAUAUACUAUUGUUUCACCUUGUUCACCACAAUAGGUUACGGUGACGUUUUUCCCGCAACACUACUUGGAAAGUUGCUCACUAUCAUCUAUGGAUUAGUGGCCAUACCGAUUUGCAGCUUACUUGUCAGUCGCAUUUCGACCGGUCUGGUUCGCCUCUCCAAGGCCAUCUACCUGAUGACACUCGAUUCGUCUGGUGUGCCGAUGGGACUGCGUGAGGCGUACAGUCGUACCGAUUCCAGUUUCAACUUCCGCGUCUUCCCGUGUCUAGUGUUUUUCACCGUAUACCUCUUGAUUGGAGCAGCUGUUUAUGCCUAUGUGUCCGGGCCCAGAUUAACCAAGUGGAACACAAUCGAUAAAGUUUAUUUCGCUUUCAUCACGAUCACGACCGUGGGUUUCGGUGACUUGGUACCUGGUUCGGAUGCUUUCUUUGCUCUCCUGUCCUUGAUCUAUAUGUUACUCGGUUUGGCACUGACCGGGAUCGUUUUCGGCCGUCUGACUAUGGCAUUUGAUCAAAUCCUAACACGCAUGGCACAACCACCGAUUGAGACAACGGAUGAAACAACCCCGGGCUCGGCACAUCAUACAGUCAGUCAUCACCUGAAGCACUCCUAA